GCUCAGCUAAUUCUCUCCGCUACAACUGGGCUACAUAUUCUUUCAUCUUUGACUUCGCCGGAAAAUCAAGAAAUGGCGGGAAAGAGCAAGAUUCUGAUAAUUGGUGGCACUGGGUACAUCGGAAAAUUCAUAGUGGAUACCAGCGCCAAAAUGCGUCAUCCGACCUUUGCUCUAAUGAGAGAAUCCACCCUCUCUAAUCCUUCCAAGUCCCAAAUCGUUCAGAACUUCAGGAACUCCGGCGUCACUCUACUCUAUGGAGAUAUCUAUGAUCAUGCAAGCUUAGUAAACGCCAUAAAGCAGGUGGACGUGGUAAUCUCUACCGUUGGCCGUGAGCAGUUGGCUGAUCAGACCAACAUCAUUGCUGCUAUUAAGGAAGCUGGUAAUGUCAAGAGAUUUUUCCCUUCCGAGUUUGGGAAUGAUGCGGAUCGUGUCCAUCCUGUCCAGCCUGCAAAAACCAUGUAUGAUGCCAAAGUUCGAAUUCGCCGCAUGGUUGAGGCUGAAGGAAUUCCCUUUACUUAUGUUGUAAACAAUUUUUUCGCUGGUUAUUUUCUGCGAACACUGUCACAACCAGGUGCUACUGCUCCCCCAAGAGAUAAAGUUGUUAUCUUCGGGGAUGGGAAUCCAAAAGCCAUUUACUGUAAGGAGGAAGAUAUUGCUAUCUACACUAUCAAAGCUGUUGAUGAUCCACAGACCUUGAAUAAGGUUCUCUAUGUGAGACCACCUCAAAAUACUAUUUCACUAAACGAGCUUGUAUCUUUGUGGGAGAAAAAAAUUGGUAAAACACUGGAAAGAACGUAUAUUUCUGAGGAGCAACUGCUGAGGAAUAUUCAAGAAGCUUCUUUCCCGAUGAAUGCGAUAUUGUCAAUCUUGCACACAGCAUAUGUGAAGGGAGAUCAUACCAAUUUCGAGAUAGAUAGUUCAUUUGGAGCAGAGGCAUCUGAACAUUUCCCUGAUGUCAAAUAUGCUACUGUGGAUGAGAUGCUUGACCAAUUAGUCUGAAAUUACUUGCUUGUUCCCUUUCCUCUGUGAUCCCUUCUCGACGCUUUCCAAGUUAUGAUGAUGAUGACCAAUUUCACGUGCUAAUCUUACCGGACCAUUAUUCCCUCCAGUUUUAGUACUAAAUCCAAUCUAAGAAGCUUGCUAUGAUAAAUCUUGUAUCUUUUUUUAAAAAUUUUUCUCCAAGUCUGUAAUGCUUGCUAUGAUUAAUGCAUGAUGGACACAGGUCACAAGGCUAGAAUUUUUUAAGGUUGUCAUAGACGGCCUUCCAUUUAAGGCUGGCCUAGAGCCUUGCCUAGUUACUAGUCACCGUGGCGUAAUUAUUAAAUGUAAUCAUGUGUUAAUUCA
Coffea eugenioides is the source of this 1344-nucleotide messenger RNA. RefSeq names its product isoflavone reductase homolog PCBER-like. NCBI's taxonomy places the organism in Eukaryota, Viridiplantae, Streptophyta, Magnoliopsida, Gentianales, Rubiaceae. The coding region runs from base 73 to 999 and encodes 308 amino acids. The record is from RefSeq and is a predicted model, not a curated record. The transcript has 5 exons. Gene Ontology annotation, molecular function: oxidoreductase activity.